AGUGCUUCGUUGUCACCAAACUCGUGAAGAAAUUCUAAUCAAUCAGAAUGAGUAAGCUCGUGGACACUAUCCUGCUCUUCAAUCAGUUCUUUAGAGCAACCUCUGUUGAGACAGGGAAUGGUCAGAUGUGAUGAUUCCUUCUGAUGGCUUCUCCGAGCAGAAUCAUGUGAUGCUUCGACCCAAUCUACAAAUCAGUGAGAGCAAGUUUUAAACCCUCAGCUAAGUUUAGUUGUUGAAAUCAACGGAUGCGCAUAGCAAAUCGGACACAUUUCCAAGUUCAUCUUUGCCAAAUUCUAUAA
This is a messenger RNA of Moneuplotes crassus, 299 nucleotides long. The record is from the annotation of a GenBank genome assembly. Lineage: Eukaryota; Ciliophora; Spirotrichea; Euplotida; Euplotidae.